AUGUUGACUAAACCGCCUUGCAAACUUAAAUUCCACCCCACUGCCACCACACCCACUCCUCCUUCUCCUCCUCUGAUGACGAUGAUGCCUAUUCCCAUUAUUGAUUUCUUUCUUUCGCUUUCUUUUCUCUUUCUCUCUCUCUCUCUCUAUCUCUCUCUCUGUCUUUAUCUCUUUUUAUCUCUCUCUUUCCCCUCUUUCUCCCACUUUCAGUUUCUAUCUUCCUAUCUGUUUAACUUUUUUUUUUCUAUGCAUUUAUGCAUAUCUUUUUCUGUGUAUUCCUUUUUUAUUUUCUUAAAUUUCACAAAUUUUCGUCUAUCCAAAUUUUCGUCUUCUUUUAUCGUCACAUCUUUCUUUGUUUCUUCUCCUAUCUCGUCCCCGUUCUUUUUCAAUCAGAUCAUUUUCCUACUUUUUUUGUUUUUUCCCAGUUAUUUUCUUAUACGUCUUCAUCUAUCCUCAUGA
This is a messenger RNA of Acanthosepion pharaonis, 459 nucleotides long. Lineage: Eukaryota; Metazoa; Mollusca; Cephalopoda; Sepiida; Sepiidae. The record is from the annotation of a GenBank genome assembly.